Messenger RNA from Cyprinus carpio (common carp), 1948 nucleotides. Its product is annotated as cytochrome b-245 heavy chain. Gene Ontology annotation, cellular component: plasma membrane; NADPH oxidase complex. Gene Ontology annotation, biological process: defense response; superoxide anion generation. Lineage: Eukaryota; Metazoa; Chordata; Actinopteri; Cypriniformes; Cyprinidae. The transcript has 13 exons. The record is from RefSeq and is a predicted model, not a curated record. Gene Ontology annotation, molecular function: superoxide-generating NAD(P)H oxidase activity.
GACCAUCCACUUCAGUUUGAGGACCUUUGCUUGAUGUUUUCUCAUGGGCUCACAGUUGUGACAAUAUUUCCUGAUUUGCUUCUCUGCUUUAUAAACCAAUUCCCUUUUUGUCUUGUGGCUUUCUUCAAAAUCUUUCAUCCUCACUUCACUUGAUCUUCUCUUUCUCCAUAGCUCAACAUCAUGGGGAACUUUGCUGCAAAUGAAGGACUAUCCAUUUUUGUUAUUCUGGUAUGGCUUGGCAUCAAUGUGUUUCUCUUUGUGCACUUUUACUUGGCAUUUCUGGUUGAAAGAUACUAUUAUACUAGAGUCAUCCUUGGGCAUGCUCUCUCAUGGGCUAGAGCUCCAGCUGCAUGUCUGAAUUUUAACUGCAUGUUGAUCCUGCUGCCCGUCUGCAGAAACCUGCUCUCAUUCCUGCGCGGAUCCAUACAGUACUGUAGCCGCACUGCAGCCCGUCAGCUGGACAGAAAUCUUACUUUCCACAAACUAGUGGCCUACAUGAUUGCCCUCCACACAGGUACAAUAUUAGCUUAAUUGUUCAAUUUUUAGAGUUUGAUGGAUUCAUGGCUUAUGAUCAACAGCAGUUACCUCCCUUACGUGCUUUCUCAGAUUGGCAACAAUGACAACAGAUCCUACCUGAAUCCUAUCAGAACCAAUGAGACGAACCCAACCAUAGUGAUGUUUACCACUAUAGCAGGACUGACAGGGGUGGUCAUCACCCUCGCCCUCAUCCUCAUCAUCACUUCCUCCAUGGAGGUCAUCCGAAGGUCAUAUUUCGAGGUGUUCUGGUUCACCCAUCACCUGUUCAUCGUCUUUUUCAUUGGUUUGGUGCUUCAUGGAGUCGGGCGUAUUGUGCGAGGCCAGACUAUAGAAAGUGUAAAAGUGCACAAACCAGAUGAAUGUCACAGCCGGUUUGAGGACUGGGGUAAAAAUGGCACAGACUGCCCAGAACCUGUCUUUGCUGGGAAUCCUCCAAUGACAUGGAAGUGGGUGGUUGGCCCCAUGAUUCUAUAUGUGUGUGAGAGACUGGUGCGCUUCUAUCGCUCACAGCAGAAAGUGGUUAUCACCAAGGUUGUGAUGCACCCAUCCAAGACCCUUGAGCUGCAGAUGAAGAAGAAGGGCUUUAAGAUGGAGGUCGGUCAGUAUGUUUUCAUCAAGUGCCCGUCCAUCUCUCAGCUAGAGUGGCAUCCCUUUACCUUGACCUCUGCCCCGGAGGAAGACCACUUAAGCGUGCAUAUCCGAAUUGUUGGAGAUUGGACACAAGCCCUUUAUACGGCCUGUGGAGGUGACAAAACCGUGGUGCAAGAUGCUUGGACACUACCAAAGGUGGCUGUGGAUGGGCCGUUUGGGACGGCCAGUGAGGAUGUCUUUCGUUAUGAAGUUGUGAUGCUGGUCGGUGCUGGUAUUGGUGUGACACCUUUCGCUUCUGUUCUGAAGUCUGUGUGGUACAAACACGUCCAGGAGAACAAAAAUGUCUUCACCAAAAAGAUCUAUUUCUAUUGGCUUUGUCCGGAGACGCAGGCUUUCGAAUGGUUUGCAGACCUGCUGCAGAGUUUGGAAAGACAGAUGAUGGAGAAAGACAUGAGCGAUUUCCUCAGUUACAACAUUUAUCUAACGCGCUGGAAGGAUGCUGAGGCGGCCCAUUUUAGAGUUCAGUAUGAGGCGGAAGAUGAUCCCAUUACUGGGCUUAAGCAGAAGACCCGGUACGGUAAACCCAACUGGGACAAUGAGUUCAGUGCCAUCGCUACCCAACACCCAGGUUCAAAAGUAGGCGUUUUUCUAUGUGGUCCUACGGCUUUGGCCACAGCUCUGGGGAAGCAGUGCAUUUCACACACUGAAUCUGGAACUGAGUUUAUAUUCAACAAAGAAAACUUCUGAUGUGCUUCAAAGUGUGUCAACUCAUAUGUAUCAGAACUUGCUUUCUAAUAAAAAAUACUGAAAAAUCCUUAAA